AUGAACGCGCCAGGCGCAGAGAGUGGUGGCAUGCUCGGGCAAGAGGAGGAACAACACACACGCAAUUCACCUACGUCUUCUGUCUGUUAUCUGGGUCAGGUGGAGUCUGAGCUGAAACGCAUCUUAAAGAAGGCAGAAGGACCGCCCACAAAUGACCAUGGAGCGAACACCGUGCGGGAGCCUUCACCACGACAACCACAAGCCUCUGACAACGAAUCUGACAUUACCCCUCGGUCCGAAGCGCCGGAAGCCCCGUCCUGCGCAGAAACACCCGCGGAUUACUACGGCUCGACCACUGGCAAUUACUUCUCGCCGAGGCCAAUGAGAGUCUACCCUACCUAUCUACCUACAUCGGCUCCAGCAUCAGCAGACACGUCACCGAUCCAGAGCUUGAACGCAUCUACCACAUCUAUCGAUAAACAUCUUGAACAUCCAUCCCCAUCAUCUACUGCAGAACACAACGAACGUCCAAGCGUGCACAGAGAUUUCUCAGACUCCUCAACCGCCAGCAGCACUACCGUGAAAGGUUCUGUCCUCGACCAUCUUAUGCGGUCAUCUGCUUCGCAACUACCGCAUCGAGAAUAUCCAAACCAGGCAUACUCGGCGCUGCAGUCACAGCGCUAUCCUUCUUCAUAUCAUCCGCGCCAGCUCUCCAGGGCCUUGAGCUGCCACCCAUCGGAUCUUGGACAUCACCCACCUAGCCAUGCAGUCGCUUCUGGACACCCUCAAGACCAUGGCUUCGGCGAAACUCGGACAAGAACUGCAGGCAACUCUCCUAUUGGAAGCCCGGGACUUUUCACUCCCUCGACACCACCCGCUAGGCCUUUACUAGGACUACCGGAUGAGCAUGGCUUCUACUCCAGCCCCUAUCUGCACUUCACGCAGCGACAAGCACCCAAGGAAACCCACAUCGCAGAUGUAGACGUUGACCCUAUCUCAGGCCGUAAAGUUAUCAAUCAUUAUGAGGUCAUCGAUGAGUUGGGCCGUGGCGUCCAUGGUAAAGUGAAACUCGGCCGCAAUCUGCAGACAGGACAAUAUGUCGCGAUCAAGAUUGUUGAGCGAUACUCGAAGAAGCGACGCCUGGGCAAGAACACAAGCCAAGAGGACAAGAUCAAAAAGGAGAUCGCUAUCCUGAAAAAGGCGCGCCACGACAACAUUGUUAGUCUGCUGGAGGUCAUUGACGAUCCUGCAGUUCGAAAGGUCUAUAUCAUUCUUGAGCAUGUCGAGCUUGGGGAGGUGAAAUGGCGGCACGAGGCUGAGAAGGAAAUCGCUCUUGUGGAGUACCAUCGUAUUCAACGGGAGGCCGCAGGAAUAUUCGACAACGCUGCUGCUGCCAUGGAGGAUGAGAGGAUCCUCCAGGUUGCACGCAGACGCCGUGAACAGAAAGAAAGGAGGCGGGCACGGGAGAUUCAGCGUCGGGCCAUGCGAGCCGCAGGUCCAGAGGCCUGGAGUCUGGAGCAUGGCGGUGACACCGACGAUGAUAUCUCUGACUUCGACACAGCGUCUCGGGUAUCAACUGCGGGCAGCGAACGGGAACGCGGAGAAGGGCUUGAAGUAUUGGCCAACAGACAUACGCUCGCAGCAUCACCCUCUCCAAUGCCGCCCCUCGCCGAAGACGAAAUGGCUACGCUCACCAAGGAUGGAGAGGAGGCUCUUGAGCGGUCGAAGGCCUCAAACUCAUCGCUGAAGGGACUGACCGAUAAACCGAGUUCUGUGUCUCCGACAGGCCUGGAAGGGACGAUGUAUGGCGCAUACGAACCGGUCGUGGCUCGUGGCAGGACGCCGAGUGUUGCUGGCAGCGCUGCUUCGGGGCCUACAUGGGCCGAUGACGGUGGCGAAAUACCAGAACACUUUCGUUACGUCCCAGUUAUGACCCUGUCAGCAGCGAGGCAGGUUCUUAGGGAUACCGUUCUUGGGCUGGAGUAUCUUCAUUUCCAAGGCGUCAUCCAUCGCGACAUCAAGCCGGCGAACCUUCUUCAGACCAGGGACCACAAGAUCAAAAUCUCAGACUUUGGCGUUUCGUACCUUGGGAGGGGACUCGGAGACUAUGCCAAUGGGGAACUGUCAGAAUCAGAUGCCGCUGAUAUCGAUGAGGCGGUUGAGUUGGCAAAGACAGUGGGCACACCUGCCUUCUAUGCUCCCGAACUCUGUCAGACAGAUCCUGAUCCGGACGUCGAAGCCCCACCUGUCACUGGACAGAUAGAUGUGUGGGCAUUGGGUGUUACGCUGUUCUGCCUUGUCUUCGGCCGCGUGCCAUUUCAUGCCAACGACACUUUCGCUUUGAUGCGACGGAUAUCGGAGGAUCCGGUCUACAUACCCCGGCAGAGGCUCAAGGCAGUUGAUGAGGGCGUGCGCUCAAGGCCCAGUUCGCACGGCCGGCUAAUGCCCAUGAAUAGCAACAAAAGGGCGCCGCAUGACCUGGAGUACGAGGACAUUGGCGAAGACCUACAUCACCUCUUGAGACGGCUGCUUGAAAAGGACCCUCGACGGCGCAUUACCCUACACGAAGUCAAGUGCCACUCUUGGCUUCUUGCCGAUCUAGAUGCACGUGCUUGGCUCGAAUUGACGAAUGUCGAUCGGCGCGAACAUGGCAGGAGGAUCGAGGUCUCGAAGGAAGAUGUCGACAAAGCCGUCGUCCCACUCAACCUCAUUGAGCGAAUGCUAUCGGGUACUCGGUCCGGGAUUCGGCGGCUUGGAGGCGCUUUGGGUUUGGGCAAAGGCGAUAAGUCAAGGAAGCGUGCGCAGAGCUCCGCAACGAACCCUGAUACUGGCCCACCAUCUGCCGCUUCAUCAAGCAGCACCAUUAGUCAGGACGCCCGGCGUCCAAGCUUGAAGGUGGAUGAGCAGCUUUUCUCCGCUCUCAAAGCGUCCAGAGCAGAAGGCGAGCAUCCGCUUUCCCAGAGCGUAACGGCCAGCCCCGAACCCAAGGAGCAUUCUCAGUUUUUCCUCGAACCCUCCUCACAGCCAUCAUCGCGGCCAGAGACGCCUAAUGACAGCUCCGAGAAAGUCAAUCGUACCGCAGGUCCUACUGACAGAAAAAGACCUGUAAUGGAGCGUGCAAAGUCGACCUCCGCGUCAAUAAAGACCAUCAAGCCAUCCGAUCUUCCUAGGACGGACCGGGCAGUCUCCCAUGCGGUACCGCCGCCACCACUGAGUACGCCCAUCGCCCUAGACACGGCGAGCAGUUCAAGCCUGAGCGGUCUCUUAGGCGGUGCAGGCCGGCGUAUCAUAAGAAACAUGCGGAGUAGAGAGCGGAGCUCUACCACUCAAGCGGAUCAGGAACGAACAAAGUCCAUCGAUCGUGUAAUGGAUCGCAACACUGACGCACACGGGGAGCCUAGCCUUGCGCUAAGCAACGCUGUCGCCGAAGGCCACGUCAACCUCCCUGAAGCGUUACAGGAGAUAUCACCGGCGCCAAGCUCUGUUGCAAGCCCAACAUCCCCUCAGCGGAACCUCCAUGUAACAGACAACAUCGUCUCUCGGCACUCAUCUCUGUCAUCUGCAUCCUCCAGGCCAUCGCGCCGACAAUCACGUGCAGACCCACCGCAACCUCACCAGAGUCCGCCACAAGCUACUGGUGCUUGCUCAUCCCUUCCCCGUGAAACUUCGGAUGACAGGAUCACAAGGGCUAGAGAGGAGCAGUGGCGGCGACGGGUACUGGAAGACAGCAUUGAUCGCGACCGGCCCGGCUCCGCCCACUUUUCGAGGCCAACAAGUGCGCUAGGCCAAGGACCUUGCCCACCAAGUCCGGACGACCAGAUUUUUUUGCGGCAAGAGAUGACGAAAGCGCAGGCUGACCAGGCUUCUCCGUUGGAGACGAGCCCUACCAGCUACCCGCUGGGCUUACAGUCCGGGCCGGUGACAUCGAACUCUUCCGAGGAUCAUUUCGCGUCAAGACUGUCGCAGUCGACGUCGAACCCGUCUAUCCCAUCUGUGAUCUCCGCGUCAUCGUCUAUCGUGCCAGAUGACGGAGUUACGCUUAGAAAACACAGUGAGGCGGCUGAGUACUCGUCAGGCGACACUGCGACCGAAGGAUACAAUUCCGCAGCCAACUACUCCUCUGGCGAGACGGCAAACCCUCCGGAUCGGACACUGGAGGAAGACGACGGCUACGCUGGCGACCACGCCGUGGAGAGCGAGGAUGAGGACGACUCAGACGAGGAUGAGCUACUGAUGAUGAACCCGAGGAAGCACAAAGGCGCAGGACACAUCAGGAGCAACAGCAUCUCGAACGCGCAGCUCGCUCGCAAACAUGCUGUGCAUGGGAGCGGCGCCUCUUCAAUCAAGUCCGCCAGAAGUGGCAGCAACGGCACGGUUAAGAAGGUGCCGCGUAGCCAGCUUGAGGUUGACGAUUGA
Messenger RNA from Coniosporium apollinis CBS 100218, 4356 nucleotides. RefSeq names its product CAMKK/ELM protein kinase. Gene Ontology annotation, molecular function: ATP binding; protein serine/threonine kinase activity. Gene Ontology annotation, biological process: intracellular signal transduction; protein phosphorylation. The transcript has a single exon. Gene Ontology annotation, cellular component: cytoplasm. The record is from RefSeq and is a predicted model, not a curated record. Bases 1 to 4356 code for a protein of 1451 amino acids. NCBI's taxonomy places the organism in Eukaryota, Fungi, Ascomycota, Dothideomycetes.